Pteropus alecto (black flying fox) is the source of this 1056-nucleotide messenger RNA. It is a transcript of the gene ZNF883, whose product is annotated as zinc finger protein 883. Lineage: Eukaryota; Metazoa; Chordata; Mammalia; Chiroptera; Pteropodidae. The record is from RefSeq and is a predicted model, not a curated record.
AUGGAAUCUAAGAAAAUUUGUAUGAGAGAGAAACGUGAAUGUAUACUUUGUGAUAAAGCAUUUAACCGGAACACUAAUCUUAUUCAACAUCAAAGAAUGCAUACUUUAGAGAAACCUUAUGAAUGUAAUGAAUGUGGAAAUGCUUUUAGUCAGAGCACUAACCUUAUUCAACAUCGAAGAGUCCAUGCUUGAGAGAAACCUUAUGAGUGUAAUGAAUGUGAAAAGGCCUUUAGUCAUAGUUCUUCCCUUAGAAAGCAUGAGAAAAUUCAUAGUGGAGAAAAACCCUAUCCUUGUAAUGAAUGUGGGAAGGCUUUCAGCCAUAUAUCAGCCCUUACUCAACAUCACAGAAUUCAUACUGGAAAGAAACCAUAUGCAUGUAUUGAAUGUGGAAAAACCUUCAGCUGUAGCACACAUCUCAUUGAACAUUGGGGAAUUCAUUCUGGGCAGAAAUCCUACAAGUGUAAGGAGUUUCAGAAAGUUUUUUUUUUUUGCCACAGCACAUCACUAAUUUGACAUCAGAGAACUCACACAGGAGAAAAACCCUAUUAAUGUAAUGAAUGUGGGAAAGCCGUUAGCCAUACCCCAGCCUUCAUCCAACAUCAGAGGAUUCAUACUUGAGAGAAACCUUAUGAGUGUAAUGAAUGUGGAAAGGCCUUCAACAAGAGUGCCCAUCUCACUCAAAACCAGAGAACUCAUACUGGAGAGAAACUGUACGUUUGUAAGGAAUGUGGAAAAACUUUCAGCCGAAGUACACUCCUUACUGAACAUCUAAAAAUUCAUUCUGGGGAGAAACCCUAUCGAUGUAAUGAAUGUCAAAAACUGUUUUGCUAUAGAACAUCACUAAUUUGACAUCAGAGAACUCACACAGGAGAGAAACUCUACCAGUGUAAUGAAUGUGGGAAAUCCUAUUUGAAGAUCACCCUUAUGAAACAUAAGUGAACACAUACCGGGGAGAAACCUUAUCAAUGUAAUCAGUGUGGUGAUGUUUUUUGUCAUAGUACGUCUUUAAUCUGACAUCAGAGAAUUCAUUUCAGAAGUGAAAUCCUAUCAGAGUAA